GAAGAAAAGCAGACGAAAAUGCAUCAUAAAAAAGUUCUUGGUGGGUCGGAUGCAGAGAUAAAUGAGGGCAGUGGAGAUGUGAGGCGAGGGGAAUUACGUCCCGAUGACGGGGUCCAGCAGGGGAGAACUGUACCGUCGGAACUGCAGACGCCCAAACAGCAACAAACGGAGAUUUUCCAGCGAGUUGCGGGUUUGGGCAUCGGCAUCGCUACCCUCCUGACAGAGAAUGUUCUAUCUCAUCCUUUCAUCGUCUUCAGAAGACAGUGUCAGGUGAACUACCAUGCCUAUAGAUAUCACGUGCAGCCCUUUUCUGUCGUGCAAGUUAUCAUUAAUCUACAGAGAAAUCAGGGUGUGGCCACAAUGUGGAAAGGUUUAGGGAGUGCAUUUGUGGUUCAAGGCAUCGGACUAGGCAGCGAGACCAUCAUCAGCGAAGUUACACCUCUGGCAAAAGAGAUCCAUGUUUACAGCACCAUAAAGCAGCUAUUUGGCCAUUUAGCUCUGAAGGCAAUCAGUGCAACCAUCAGUCUGCCGUUCUUCUCUGCUAGUCUUGUUGAGGAAGUUCAGAGCGAUAUAGCCAGUGAGAGACCAGGCGUCUUCGAUUGCAUCAAGGAAGGUUUCUGUCGCCUCGUCGGCUGGGGUAUCCCUCAAACCACCAACCUCCUCCCCAUCUACACCCUCCUCCUUCCCUCAGUCCUCCACUCGCUCCUCAAGUACAUCAUCUCCUCCAUCAUCCAAUUUGUCAUACUACAAGUCAUGCAACGCGCCCAAGAGCUCCGCCUGAAGGACCCGUCCGGAGCCCCGCCCGUUCAGAGGAGCGUCAUGGAGGCUUACUUCCCGGAGCUGCUUGCCAAAUUUGCCGGGAAUUUCAUGACGGAUGUGAUACUGUACCCACUAGAGACAGUCAACCUGAGGUUGCAUUUACAAGGCACCAGGACGAUCAUCGAUAACACGGACAAUGGUUACGGUGUGAUACCGAUCAGCACGCGAUACGAAGGAAUGUUUGAAUGCUUUGCGGCCAUCAUCGCAGAUGAAGGCAAGGCGGGACUAUACAAAGGGUUUGGCGCCCUCUUACUACAGUAUGCACUCCACGCGACAAUCUUGAAGAUGAUACAGGUUAUAUACACGAAAUUGGCGGAGGAUUUUAGCAUUGGAUUGAAAAGGCCAUCUCCACAAUGACAGUGAAGUGCAUUAUAGUACAACCCCAUAACACGGGCUCAAUAAACUAUUUGCCGGUUAGACCUGAAUAAUGUCUGGUACAAUGACUCGCGUAGUUACAAUGCACCGCUUAUAUUUGAAUUCCU
Molecule: messenger RNA, 1301 nt
Organism: Asterias rubens (European starfish)
Lineage: Eukaryota; Metazoa; Echinodermata; Asteroidea; Forcipulatida; Asteriidae
Product: solute carrier family 25 member 46-like
Exons: 6
Coding region: 19-1176 (385 amino acids)
Biological process (GO): mitochondrial membrane fission; mitochondrial fission
Cellular component (GO): mitochondrial outer membrane
Source: RefSeq, a predicted model, not a curated record